Molecule: messenger RNA, 4150 nt
Organism: Podospora pseudopauciseta
Lineage: Eukaryota; Fungi; Ascomycota; Sordariomycetes; Sordariales; Podosporaceae
Product: Glycerophosphocholine phosphodiesterase
Exons: 3
Coding region: 521-4150 (1209 amino acids)
Biological process (GO): glycerophospholipid catabolic process
Molecular function (GO): glycerophosphocholine phosphodiesterase activity; protein binding
Source: RefSeq, a predicted model, not a curated record
UGUAUGUCUCGAGCAGCUUUCUUGCCAUGUGCAUUUGCCCACAGCAUGAGCUCAUGGAUCGUCGCUUGUCGAUGGGACUCUUAUAUCUUCCCCCGUGGAAAACGUGUGUGACGUGCGUGGCAGCUUGACCAUCGAGGUUCCCACUCUUGUACCCAUCAACGGCCAUCACGGGAUCGAGACUUCCCCUCUCCACUACAUUUUUCAUGCCGUGACUUCCUCCCUUCUCCUUGCUGUUUCCAUGACCUCUUUGUCUUCUCACACAAGGUCUGCUUGUUGAAAUAGCCACGAUAACGAUACUUCCGACCGUUUGAUUUUGUACGUUUCACCUACUACCUCUGACAACGCAACUCGGAAACAUCAGCGGAUAUAUAUAGCAUUUUCUUUCCCAACACUCAGCCGCUGGUAUCCCGCUCAUAAUCAGCGCGGGAUACGACCUGUCGAUCGUUUGGCAUUUGAUACCCCGUUUUAUUUUUAGCUGGCUUCUAAUCGUCCAAGACGUACUUAGCAGCUACCACGCAAUAUGAAGUUUGGGAAAAAUCUUCCAAGAAACCAAGUCCCCGAGUGGGCAGGCUCUUAUAUCGACUACAAGCGCCUUAAGAAACUCAUAAAAACAGCAGCCGACACAGCUGCCCACAAUGGGGAUCAAGUCGACUUGGCUGAGUUUCUGUUUGCCCUCGACCGCGAAGUAGAGUGCGUUGACCAGUUCUACACAAGGAAGCUCCACGAGAACCAGCGACGACUGCAAGCCAUCACAGACAGAUACGGACCAACACCUCGCGAUGCCGCUAACAUCGACGAGGAGGAGCUCGAGGAUCUGAUAGGAGCUUUACUCGAAAUCAGAAACCAACUGAGGAAUCUACAGUGGUUCGGAGAGAUCAACCGUCGAGGCUUUGUUAAAAUCACAAAGAAGCUGGACAAGAAGGUUCACACGUCGGAUAUCCAGGAGAGGUACAUCUCUACCAGGGUCGACGUUCUACCGUUUGCCACAAAUCUUGACACCAGCCAGGAGCUUCAGACAGUCAACACGUGGCUUUCGGUGCUCAAUGAAUCCAAGAACACCAAUGACGCCAAAUCCGACCGCUCAACACGGUCUUACGGGCGACCCACGAAACUGGACGUCGAUACGUCAGUGCUCAACGCACUAGACCAAGCCGUCCGGCAAGAUAAUCUAGAUGCAUUGACGACCGGGUUAGCUGCUGCAAAUCUCGCAAAACAAGAUCAAACCGACGCUUUCCAAAACCUCCUGCGCAGCCUCCUGCAGCGCGCCAUCUCGGCCCGGUCGAAAAAGGUCAUUCCUGUGCUUCUGGAAAGGAUUUCGGACCUUGAUGAUCCCGACGACAUCAAUGGGCGGAAUUGUAUCCACAGGCUGGUCACUCAUAUUGGCCGGACCAAGACCGUUUCUUCCAGAAGCGUGGAGGAGGUGAAGCCGGAUCCUCACUUGAACGCAUACCCUUUUCCGCCGGGGGUUCAAUACGCCCAAAAUUAUCUUACCCCAGCGACGUCUCCUCUCGCCACACCACGGGUGUCUGCUCUCAAGGAGACGGCCGGUCUCUUGGGCAAGGAUGACGAGGCUGUGCAGAUGCUCAUGUACCUUUUGGACAAUCUCAAGCCAGCACAAAGGGUGGCUUUGAAGGUGAAGGAUAACUUUGGACGCAUUCCACUGCAUUACGCCGCUCAGUUUGGCUUUGUGGUGGUGUGUCAGAUUUUGAUGAAGAAGAUGCAGGAGUGGGGCAUGUUUGAUGUCGAAAACGGAAUCGACGCCCCUGAAUGGCAGGACAAGAACGGAGAAGCACCUCUGCAUCUCAGCGUCCUUGGUGGUCACGCUCUUACGACCAAGGCACUGCUUCAAGGGGAGAAUUGGCAAGGUGUCAGUGAUAACAAGGCGGAGAUGAGACGGGCCAUCUCAAAGUCGAGUGCUGUGUUGGCUAUUGCCACCAAGGCGAACUUUGAGCAUAUUGUCGAGAUGUUGGUGCAUGCGGGGGUUGACAUCAACUGGCAGGAUAAGACGGGGGAGACGGCGUUGCAUAUUGCCGCGAGGUUUGGGCAUGAUGAGUGUGCGAAGGUGUUGUUAGAGGGGACAGCGGAUCAAAAGGCGGAUUUUGAGUUGACGGAGAAGGCUUUUGCUUGGACGCCGCUGCAUAUUGCGGCGGUGGAUGGGCAUUUGUCUGUGGUUAAGCUGUUGGUGGAAGCCGGGGCUGAGGUGGACAAGCCGGAUUCCUCGGGUUGGACGGCGAGGGAACAUGCUGCUUUGAGAGGACAUAUGCCUAUUGCUCACUUUCUUGCUGCUCAGAGCAAGGAGGGAGAGGACACGGCUAGCAAUACUUCUGAUGACGAGAAGUCGGUGACGGAUAAUGCGGCUGUGCCUGACAAGGCGUCGUUCCAGGAGAGACGAUCGAAGGGCUCUGCGCGCAAGGCGGAGCCGGUCAAGUCAUUUGGUCAUCGGUAUCUCAAGGAUGAGAGUCUGGUGCUGGUUAGCUUGGGCUCGAUGGACAUGCGGAAGAAUCUUGAGGCGGUAAAGCUGGACAAUAUUCCGCUUUCGAAAGCACACACGACGGAGUUGGACACCACGUUGUCGAUUGUAGUGUCGGCGCAAGGGGCUCAGGGCGAGCCAACUAUGUUUGACUUGCCUGUUCACGACAACAUCUCUACCGAGCCUGUCGUUUUUACUACGGUUGACGCCAGCAAGGUCAAGCUGUUUUUCGAUAUUGUUCCUACCUACUCUGGGAACAACGAGAAUAAGGUCGGCCGUGGUGUUGCCCUGCUCUCGAGCGUUCGACCUACUAUUGGGACCAAGAGGAUGAAUCUUCAGGGUGAUGUCUGUGUGCCCAUCAUGGGUGCCAAUUUUGAGGUCAUUGGCAGCGUCAACUUUAACUUUUUGGUCAUCACGCCAUUCUCACACCCUAGCAUGGAGGUCACUUCUGAGCACACCUACUGGAAGAAGUUGGCCUCGACCAUGGUCAUUGGCCACCGCGGCCUGGGCAAGAAUAUGACGUCCAGCCGCUCCCUCCAGCUGGGCGAGAACACCGUCUCCUCCUUUAUUGCAGCGGCCAACCUCGGCGCUAACUAUGUCGAGUUUGACGUCCAGCUCACCAAGGACCACGUCCCGGUUAUCUACCACGACUUUUUGGUCAGCGAGACCGGGUUUGACGCGCCGGUUCACACUUUGACUCUGGAGCAAUUCUUGCACAUCAACCCGGACAAGUCGAGGACUAUUCAGGGGAAUAAUGGGACGUCGCCUUUUUCGUAUGCCGUUCCGGAGAACAAGCUGCUCGAGAAGACGAGGCGGAGCAACUCGCCCGGUCCGAGGCAGAGGUCCAUGUCGAUGGACUGGCCGGAUCAUAACAGGCAACAUCGCCUGUCCAAGCAGGAGAUGGAAGAGAGGAUGAAACACACAAGGGAUUUCAAAGAGAAGGGCUUCAAGGCCAACUCGCGCGGGAACUUCAUCCAGGCGCCGUUUGCGACGCUGGAGGACCUGUUUGUGAAGCUGCCGCAGAGCGUGGGGUUCAACAUCGAGAUGAAGUACCCGAUGCUUCACGAGAGCGAGGAGCACGAGAUGGACACGUACGCGGUCGAGCUGAACUCGUUUUGCGACACGGUGCUGCAAAAGGUGUACGACAUGACUGCCAACCCGCACCAGAGGAGGAAUAUCAUUUUUUCGAGCUUCAACCCGGAUAUUUGUCUCUGUUUGAGUUUUAAGCAGCCGAAUAUACCGAUUUUGUUUUUGACGGAUGCGGGGACGUGUCCGGUGGGGGAUAUCAGGGCGAGUAGUCUGCAGGAGGCGAUUAGGUUUGCGAGCAGGUGGAAUUUGCUGGGGAUUGUGAGCAAUGCGGAGCCGUUUGUGAAUAGUCCGAGGUUGGUGAGGGUGGUGAAGGGGGCGGGGUUGGUUUGUGUUAGUUAUGGGAGGGAGAAUAACGAGCCGGGGUUGGUGAGGAGGCAGGUUAGGGAGGGGGUGGAUGCUGUUAUUGUUGAUAGUGUGCUGGCUAUUAGACGGGGAUUACUGACGCAGGAUGGGGGGGGUGAGGGCAAGGGGAAGAAGAAUGGGGUUGAGGAUAGGGUUGAGGAGGUGAGGGAGAGGGUUGGGAAGCAGGUGUUGAACGGGAAUGGGAAUGGGAAUGGGUUUGGAGGAGGGGAUAUUGGGUAUAGUUCUUGA